AUGCCAUCAUCCUCAGACACAGGAGUUUCGGACACCUUGGAUCCUAUGGCGAUGGUGUCAGAUGACAAGAUUCCAUCAGAGCGAGAGGUCUACACAUCAGACACCACCAACACUGAGGACGAUGAUUUCCAGCCGUUCGCGCUGCCUGACGUCGGAGUCGAGCCUACUGAUGGCCUUCCUGCCAGGGAUUUACCACUUGCGGUGAUCCCUGCUCCUAUACCGCUUGCUGCUUUUCCAGUCGUAGACAUGCCACUCGAUGUCGUUUCUGACGACGACAUUGAUCUAUUCGAGGGGGAUCCACCUGAGGCCCCAGUCGAGGAGCUUCCUGUUGGUUCACCUGUCCCAGAUUCCUUCGAGUCUGUGGCAUCUGCGUCUUUACACAUUCAGGGAGUGCAGCAUCACUCAUCUAACGCCGAUCCCGACAUGGCGUUAUCAGCUGCACCUGCUCCUUCACAUGAGUUCGAGUUUGACCACGAGGUUGAUGAUGAUUUUGAUCCUGUCUUUCCCCCUGACUUCGAUCCUGACCAGGAGAUCGAGUUCAUUCACUUGGACCAGCCCCUAGAGGCGCCUGUAGCUCCUAUUGAGCCUUUAUUUGAUGUCCCUGCUGAUUUUGACAUGGAUCUUGUUGAUCCGGAGCCGUUCAUGGCUCCUGAGCCUAUUAUUGCCCCUGAUCCUGCACUAGAGCAUGACCCUGUUCAUGAUGAUGCACCAGCUUUUGUACCACCCAUUACUGACCCACCAGUUGUUGCUCCAUCGUUGGUGGAUGAUCCUGUUGUUGAUGCACCGUUACCUGAUCCCGUGCCGGUAUUGAUUGACCGUGCACCUUUUGCUGCUCAUAUAGAUCCACGAUAUGCCAACACCCAAAACGGGUGGAUCGAUGACGAUGACGAUUACCCACCGUAUAUGCUGCUUGUCACUCCCCCAGCAGCACCCGUGUCUGCACCCACUGAUAUCCCAUUGUUUCCCCUACACACCACAGACGCACAUCGCACUGAUCUUCCCAUUACAUUCCUUCAGGACAUACCGCCACCGCGUCCUGGAAAGGGGUCAUCGAGGCAGCCGCCUGUUUCUGCUCCACCCAUGUUGUCAUCACCUUUUCCAUUCACAUCCCAGUUUCCUCAUGUUACACCACCUACUGCACCAUCUUUCAUUCCAUCGAGCGAGCCAUUUUUAUGGACUACGUCCCCUAUCAUGCCAUUGUCUGAUCCGUACCACCCAUACCAUGUUGGAUAUUCUACGGAGGGCAUACUUACAUCUUUUGAUGAUACAGUAGGAGGCAUUGACACGUCGUAUACAGGAGUUGGAGAGAGCUCCACGACCACCUUGCCAUUGUCAGACCCCCUUUGCAGCACCACACACUCCACGUCCACUUUCCCUUGA
Messenger RNA from Helianthus annuus (common sunflower), 1380 nucleotides. Its product is annotated as proline-rich protein 36-like. The transcript has a single exon. Lineage: Eukaryota; Viridiplantae; Streptophyta; Magnoliopsida; Asterales; Asteraceae. The coding region runs from base 1 to 1380 and encodes 459 amino acids. The record is from RefSeq and is a predicted model, not a curated record.